Molecule: messenger RNA, 5082 nt
Organism: Tigriopus californicus
Lineage: Eukaryota; Metazoa; Arthropoda; Copepoda; Harpacticoida; Harpacticidae
Product: trichohyalin-like
Exons: 14
Coding region: 282-4877 (1531 amino acids)
Source: RefSeq, a predicted model, not a curated record
UAGGGUACGAGUGGGACCGAACUGUGGAUGUCGAGACGGACAGUCCACAUUUCUUGGAGUGUUCCUCACAUCACUCGCAAAGUGGCUCUUGAAGGGGGGGAAAUCAGUGAGAAGUGAACCAUGGGCUCGAUGUGAUAGUGCGACCCACAAUUACACAACCGACCGUCAGGACAGCCACCUUCUCUCUCCCUUGCUCUCUCUCUCUCCCUCUCUCUUUACCAUCCACUGCCUUCAGUUUCGCAGACCAAUCCAUUCUCUUCUUCGACUUUGCUUGAUCCAAGAUGGACCCGAAUGUUAGAGGCCGUGAUUUAGCUGGAGGGGUUAAUGUGGCACCCGAAGGCCUUGGGGACGCAAUUGCAGCCAAAAGGGCAUCGCGAGGUUUUGAAUCCGCAGAGGAAAUGACGGGGAAAAUGGUCUUGCCAUUGGAGGAACCGCCGGCUCCUGCGGUGCCAGUGCCAGACAGUCAUACCGACCCCGAAAGAGAGACUUAUGAGCGGUUCCAUGGUGAGAAACCGAGCCAUGGAAUCACACGGCCAAUUUCCCCGAAAAUGAACCAGCUCUUCCCUCUAGAUACCAAGUCAGGGAAUGCAGCACAUACUCGGGAAAUCGACCAAGGUCUCCAAAGCACAAUUCAAUCCGCCAUCACGGACAUUGAAAAGGAUCUCGAUGAAGGCGAGUUCCAAGAGGUCGCCCCAUUAAUCAACGGGGAUGGGGAGGAAAACAAGGAGAACCAGGGAGAGCUUCCUCAUGUCAAUGGUGAUGCGCAGAAUGGAACUAAUGGAUAUCACCAUGAGGAAGAUCAAGUGGGUCCCAUGGUUCAACUCAAUAAUCCAGUCAGACUAAGAUUGCCUCACGAGUUCAAGGGCAAAGUUAGACCAAUGUCCAUGCCGGCUGAGAUGACAAAUUUUGAACCCAUGGGCCUCCCAGAAGUUGGAAUGAACGGACCCAGGAAGGUCAUGCAACCCCAUGUGGCAGACAACACCGAUGGCCCCGGGGUUCAGGCCCCGUUCAAACCACAGAUGCAAAUGGUACAAACCAAGAGCCAGAGCUCCACCUCCAUGAGCUAUUCGAAAACAUCAUCGUCGACCAUGGUGAUUGAUGCUGGUCCAGACACGGGAUCCCUGAAGAGAAGAAAUCCUAAACAAAUGUUCACGGACAGCGCGUUCUACUCGCCACAACAUCAUCCCAGUGUUCAGGAGCAGGUUGAGAUGGCUCAUAAGUUAUCAUCAUCUCUGUAUGAUGAGGGUAAUAGGACCAGUGUUGGUCAAGAAAUGUUCAUGAAAAGGGCCAAGAAGUCAGGCAAGUGGAUUCAUGGGAGUGCCAAGGGAGACGGAUUCACAACCUACGAAGAUGAGGAACCCCCUCGUCACGACAAGGUUCCCAACUUAAAAUUGGUCAUGAAUCCGGAUGGAAAACUCCAUGAUUGGACCGACUUGCCCGAGGAGGAACUCCCCGAGAUGCAGAUCUUGGCACAAGGCGGUGCUUCACCAGACACCGCUCACCAUGUGGUCGAAAACUUGGAGGCUUGCAAAGGCCGCGGUGGGGAGCUCUUCGCGAAGAGGAAGGAGAAGGCUGAGAAAUGGGUCAUUGACGAAAACACCUUGGGGCGUGAGGAUCCCAGACGCCACGCCGAUAAGUAUGUCCAGCAACAGACCAUGCACCAGGAGCAAAUCAUGAAGGAGAAGGAGAUGGACAUGCAGCGGAAGAUGCAAGAGCAACAACGCAUGAAAGAGGAGUCCUACCAACGGCAAAGGGAGGAGGAGCGGGAGCGAAAUCAACUCAUCCAGGCCCAGACUAUGGAACAACAACAACAAAUGGCGAUGCGGCACCAGAAGACCCGUCAAGCCAUCCAGAAACAACAAGGAGGGGUUAUUCGUUCCCAAGCCCAAGAGGGCACACCGGCUUGGGUGAAGCAACCACAACAGCUUCAAAAUCCUGGAAUGUAUGGCGGUCAUUCUGCGUUCAAGGAACCGCGAGAUAAUUUCCAUCCUACUGCUGUGGAUGGUGGACCUUUCCACCAUAAGAAUCAACAUCAAUCUCAACAAUAUGGCUCACAGGCGCAACAAAGUCAGCAGCAAUUCCAACAAUUCGAAUCGCACCAAAGCCAAAGCUUCCAGCAGACUCAGCAGUUUGAUCAGUUUCAGCAGCAACAACUUCAACAACACGCCCAAUCAUACCAGUCGAUGCCGCAGCCCGAAUCUUACCGAGCUCCUGCGCAAAUUCAACCCUCUUUCUCGUCGAGCUUACCCCCUCCUAUGGCUAUGCGAGAGGUAGAACUACCAGCGUCUGUCAAGCCUUGCAGUCUCAAGGGUCAUCUGUUCACCCCCAAGUUCGACGAUUCAAUUCACAAUGCCCAGGGAAUCAAUGUUUGGACUGCCAAGAUGCCCAAACCUUGGGGAUCUAAAUCAAGCACUCUUCCAAGAUCAUCCCGGAUCAAUGAGACUUAUUCCGGUUCACGCAAAAGUUCCAUUGAAGUGUCAAGGAGUGUGCCUAGAGAAUCUGAGAUGCCAUCUCUGGAAUCUAUGCAACCCAAGGAAACAAGAUAUCCAUCAGAGCUAAAGGUCAAUAACUUUCACCAGCCCCAACAAUCCCAACCAACGUUCCAGCAAACCACAAAGCCCAAAUCGCCACCUCGUCACGAAUCGCAACCUCCCAUGGCGUUUGAGAACCAACUUGAGGCAGAAAAGUACCGAGAAUAUGAGGAAUGGAUGAAGGCUCAGGCCAAAGAGCAAGAAACUUUGGAAUAUGAUUGCUCCGUCAAGUAUGUAGAGAAGCAAGCACCAAAUGAGAAACCUCAGAUGCUUGAGCAACGCCCUACUAUGGUGGAGAGUUUCCAAGCCCAACAAUCCUCUCAAUACCGUUAUUCCGAAGAGAGAAGUUUCCAAGUUCAGCAGCAAACGCUACAACAAACCAUUCAAAAGUCGCCUUCACUGGAUCGACCACAACAACCUCAAGAACAACCCUCAUUUGAUCAAGACCAAAAUAGGGCAGCCGCAGAAGAAAUGCAAAGACGGCAACAAGAGGCAGCCGAUCAAGCAAGAAUGGAGCAGGAAGCAGUAGAACGUCAAAGACAAGAGCAAGAAGCGGCUGAGCGACAACAGCAAGAGCAAGAAGCGGCUGAGCGGCAAAGGCAAGAGCAAGAAGCGGCUGAGCGGCAAAGGCAAGAGCAAGAAGCGGCUGAGCGGCAAAGGCAAGAGCAAGAAGCGACUGAGCGGCAAAGACAAGAGCAAGAAGCGGCUGAGAGGCAAAGGCAGGAGCAAGAAGCGGCCGAGAGGCAAAGGCAGGAGCAAGAAGCGGCUGAGAGGCAAAGGCACGAGCAAGAAGCGGCUGAGCGACAAAGGCAGGAACAAGAAGCAGCUGAGAGGCAAAGACAGGAACAAGAAGCGGUGGAGCGGCAAAGGCAGGAACAGGAACAUGCAGAACAACUCCGAAUGCAGGAACAAGAAGCAGCUGAGCGACAAAGGCAAGAACAGGAACAUGCAGAACAACUCCGAAUGCAGCAACAAGCUGCUGAGCAACGUGCAGCUCAGGAAGAAUACCAACGCCAACAAGCAGCAGCAGAGGAGGCUCGGUUCCAACAAGAACAAGAGAAGCAAAGAUCUCAACAUGAGCAACAAGUAAGACAACAAGAGGAGCAAGCGCGCCAACAACAGGAGCAGAUGAGACAACAGGAACAAUUCCAUAUGCAGCAAGAAAAGCAGAUGCAAUGGCAAAAGCAACAAGAACAGCAACUACAGCAGCAACAACAGACCCAACUAGCUCAACCCAUGUGGCAGCCACCUAGCCAGGAUGGCAAUUACUCACUUCAAUCCUCAUCCAUGUCGCAAUCUCAAUCCUACUCGUUCCAGUCCCAGUCCCAGUCCCAGGUGCAAACUCAGCAGACAUUUGGACACUCUCCAGGCCAACAACCCGUCCAGUUCCAAAACUAUCACCAUUCUGAAUCCCAGCAAAAGCAGUCCAGCAGCUUCCAAGUGUCGUCUUCAAUGGAAGGUGCCGAUUACUCCACUUCCUUGCGGCCAACAACUACUGGAGCACUUAUUCGCACGCAGGGGGAUAUCCAUUUCACCACUGCACCCUCCAAGCAGGGUCAAUGGGAUGACUCAGACAACUCGACCUUCUCAUCUUUGCGUAAAACUGAAUUUGGAGACCAACUCAGACAAACUGGAUCCAUUGGGCGCCCUCGCCUUUAUGGCGAGGAAGACCAAGAUGUGUCCCCAUUUUCAUCCUUAAAAGCAACUGAAUUUGGCAAUCAGCUCCGAGUAAAAGGGGACAUUGAGAAAUCUCCCUCCGGCCUUCAGCAGAACUACGAUAUGGAGAGCCAACAACGGCAUUCGGUCAAAAAUCUUGUUGAACAUUUCAAACAAGCCGCCCCACCCCCCGACAUGAUUUCCAGACCUGUGAAGCGUCAGGAAAUGAUCGUGCCCCAAGUUCAACCCUUGCAGCCUAAACCACAAUUCACUCAGCCACAACAGCAACAGGAGCAACCACAAGCGUCUGCUCAGUCCAUGCAAAUGUCUGAUCAACAAGCCUUUCAACAAAGCCAAUCAAGUCUAUCGAACUCCCAUAUCGCCGACUAUUGUACCAUUGACGGGUCAUUUGGCGGACAGGGUGGAAUCAAUGGGGGCAUUCAAGAUCCGUCUGCCAUCUUGGGAGUCAAUGAAGAAUAUGUAGAAUCUCAAAGUCGGCGAAGGAUUGGAGACCAUCCCAACCAACCCGAGCAUCACCUCACAGAUGCUGAGGUGGAAAAGUGGGAUAACCAUAAUGCCAUUGCCAGAGGCUGGAGGAACGUGGAUGAUACCUAUCGGCCCGUAACUUUCCGGAAAUUGUACGGCAUCAAGGGCAGCCCGCAACUCAAUCGCAAAUCCGCUAUGUACUAGAUUUCCCUCAUUUGAGGAUCCCUUUCUGACCAUCUUGGAACCAACCCCCUUCCGAGCCCUUACAAGUGACUGUGAUGCUUUUCUGGCUCCAGUGAUUGAAAGAGAAUUUAUAAUCGAUGUUUUCGUUCAACGAGAAUAUUGAAGUCUGUGUCAAAACUCGUGACGAGACAGUUGAAUGGAUCAAUAAAGAGAGACAAUUUCUUAA